This is a messenger RNA of Ficedula albicollis (Collared flycatcher), 2253 nucleotides long. Its product is annotated as nascent polypeptide-associated complex subunit alpha, muscle-specific form-like. The record is from RefSeq and is a predicted model, not a curated record. The coding region runs from base 1 to 2253 and encodes 750 amino acids. NCBI's taxonomy places the organism in Eukaryota, Metazoa, Chordata, Aves, Passeriformes, Muscicapidae. The transcript has 2 exons.
AUGGAAGCUGCCAGUUCGAUUCCAGCUGGCAUUCCCGCUGCGGAGCCGGAGCGCGCCGCCCGCACACGCGGUGCGCAGCGCCCCCCCGCGGCCGCCGAGCGCCGGUGCGCGCCCGGCUCCGCCAGGAGCCGCGCUGGGAUCCCCCGCGGCUUUUGGCGCUCCGGGAACAGCUCCGGGCCCCUGCAACAGCGCCGUGUCCGUCAUACACUCACAUCUGACCGUGCGGAACGACCGCUCCAAACAGGGCACUCGGGCACUGCAGGACACGUGCUACAAAACCAACAAAUGUAUACCCCUGCCUCGCCCCGCCGCUGCCGGGCGGGCCCUGCCCAGCCCCCGGCGGUGCUCCCGCCUCUCCCCGCACCAUCGGGCCCCAACCCUCCCUUCGCUGGUUCUACGCAGGCGGUACCGGCGAGGCAGCCGCUCGUUUUAGGGCUUUCGCACGGACCCGGACAGGAUCGCUCGGGGCCGAGCUGCCCGCAGCGCGCAGGCGGCAGCGCCGGCCAGGGCUGCGCGUCCUCACGGGCCCCCGCACGCCCACAGCGGGGCCGGGCCGGCACACAGCCACUGCGUGUCUUCACCGUCCCCACACACCCACAGCGUGUCCUCACGGCCUCCCUCACGGCCUCCCACACGCCCACAGCGGGGCCGGGCCGGCACACAGCCACUGCGUGUCUUCACCGUCCCCACACACCCCGGGCCGGCACACAGACACUGCGUGUCUUCACCGUCCCCACACACCCACAGCGUGUCCUCACGGCCUCCCACACGCCCACAGCGGGGCCGGGCCGGCACACAGCCACUGCGUGUCUUCACCGUCCCCACACACCCACAGCGUGUCCUCACGGCCUCCCACACGCCCACAGCGGGGCCGGGCCGGCACACAGCCACUGCGUGUCUUCACCGUCCCCACACACCCACAGCGUGUCCUCACGGCCUCCCACACGCCCACAGCGGGGCCGGGCCGGCACACAGCCACUGCGUGUCUUCACCGUCCCCACACACCCACAGCGUGUCCUCACGGCCUCCCACACGCCCACAGCGGGGCCGGGCCGGCACACAGCCACUGCGUGUCUUCACCGUCCCCACACACCCACAGCGUGUCCUCACGGCCUCCCACACGCCCACAGCGGGGCCGGGCCGGCACACAGCCACUGCGUGUCUUCACCGUCCCCACACACCCACAGCGUGUCCUCACGGCCUCCCACACGCCCACAGCGGGGCCGGGCCGGCACACAGCCACUGCGUGUCUUCACCGUCCCCACACACCCACAGCGUGUCCUCACGGCCUCCCACACGCCCACAGCGGGGCCGGGCCGGCACACAGCCACUGCGUGUCUUCACCGUCCCCACACACCCACAGCGUGUCCUCACGGCCUCCCACACGCCCACAGCGGGGCCGGGCCGGCACACAGCCACUGCGUGUCUUCACCGUCCCCACACACCCACAGCGUGUCCUCACGGCCUCCCACACGCCCACAGCGGGGCCGGGCCGGCACACAGCCACUGCGUGUCUUCACCGUCCCCACACACCCACAGCGUGUCCUCACGGCCUCCCACACGCCCACAGCGGGGCCGGGCCGGCACACAGCCACUGCGUGUCUUCACCGUCCCCACACACCCACAGCGUGUCCUCACGGCCUCCCACACGCCCACAGCGGGGCCGGGCCGGCACACAGCCACUGCGUGUCUUCACCGUCCCCACACACCCACAGCGUGUCCUCACGGCCUCCCACACGCCCACAGCGGGGCCGGGCCGGCACACAGCCACUGCGUGUCUUCACCGUCCCCACACACCCACAGCGUGUCCUCACGGCCUCCCACACGCCCACAGCGGGGCCGGGCCGGCACACAGCCACUGCGUGUCUUCACCGUCCCCACACACCCACAGCGUGUCCUCACGGCCUCCCACACGCCCACAGCGGGGCCGGGCCGGCACACAGCCACUGCGUGUCUUCACCGUCCCCACACACCCACAGCGUGUCCUCACGGCCUCCCACACGCCCACAGCGGGGCCGGGCCGGCACACAGCCACUGCGUGUCUUCACCGUCCCCACACACCCACAGCGUGUCCUCACGGCCUCCCACACGCCCACAGCGGGGCCGGGUGCCUCCUCCGGGGCAGCUGGGGGUGGGAAUCGCCGCGGGGAGGGCGGCGAAGCGGUGCUCAGCUAUCCCUUAAAACAGCCCCAGCCCGCCCUUGUGUACAGCCAGCACUGCGCCUGGGCCGGGCUGCAGGGGGGGCGAAGUUAA